AUGGAGCCGAUUCAGGUUGUAACAACAAGGGAGGCACCUGUCAGGACGACUCUCUGUACUGUGACGGACAUUACGAAAGUGGUUUGUGUAAUGGAGAUAGUGACAGAAGAUGUUGCGUACCGGAUAAUACUGAUGCAGCAUGUGAAGCUGAAGGUGGCACAUGUCAAGACGAUUCCAUUGCAUGCAGUGGUUGGUAUGAAAGCGGGUUAUGUGACGGAGGAUAUGAUAGAAGGUGCUGUGUACCUCCCGGAGGUUGGUAAAAUCCUAAUUCCACGGAGUGCACAAAUGACUCGCUUUGUACCGAUAUUGGUGGCACGUGCCAAGACGUAUCACUGCAGUGUGAUGGGAUAUAUUAUAGUGGUUAUUGAUCAGGACCUAGUGAGAGACAAUGCUGUGGAGAACGUAAAAGUUGAGGUCUACUGUGGAGAGGUUCGGCUAAUAACACGUGAACAAUGGGGUGCUCGUCCACCAAAUGGUAAAUGGUAUAUGUCAUUGCCCGUAGACUUAAGCUUCAUACACCACACCGUUGGUAGUCAUUGCUAUGAUAUCGAAACAUGCUGUGAGGUUAUGCGAGCGACCCAGAAUUAUCAUAUGGACAGCCUAGGUUGGAGUGACAUCGGUUACAGCUUCUUGAUUGGUGAAGACGGUAAUGCAUAUGAAGGGCGUGGCUGGGGUGUGAUCGGAGCACAUACAUCCGGGUAUAAUGACGUAUCACAUGGCAUUUCCUUCAUGGGCACAUAUACAACUGACCCAUACCAUUUGUUAUUUGCUGUUGGUCUCCCUACAUACAACAUGUUAAAGUACACAGUAUUGGUAGUUUGCCUCAUCGUGACGGUGUAUGGCGAUUGGGCAUGUAGAAGGGAGCAAGGUACUUGUCAAAACGACUCUCUGCAAUGUGAAGGUCAUUACGAAAGUCGUUUAUGUAAUGGUGAUGUACGUAGAAGAUGCUGUGUUCCGAACAGUGACGGUGAAAUUGAGGCUGUGUACUGUGGUAAUGUACGUCUAAUCACUCGACAGCAGUGGCGUGCACGUUCGCCGAGGCGUGAGUCGCACAUGUCAGUACCUGUGGGACUCACCUUUAUUCACCAUACUGCCGGUCGUACAUGCUAUAGUAUCGCAACAUGUAGCAGCCGGGCGAGAGCCGUUCAAAACUACCACAUGAACAUAAAAGGUUGGAAAGACAUUGGGUACAGUUUUUUGAUUGGUCAAGACGGUAAUGCAUAUGAAGGGCGAGGCUGGGGUGUGGUCGGGGCACAUACAUAUGGAUUCAAUUCAAGAUCACAUGGCAUAGCAUUCAUGGGAAAUUUUAACAGUCGCAAGCCAAACGCCGCAGCUCUACAAGCAGCUAAGAACCUAAUUCAAUGUGGUAUAGACGAAAACAAGAUCAAAAGUAACUAUUUCUUGUACGGCCAUCGUGAUGUUAAGAGAACAGAAUGUCCAGGACGCGCUCUAUACCAGGAGAUAAAGUCGUGGCCAAACUAGGAAUUAUAAAGUUUGAUCACAAGACGCAACUCACUUGAAAAUGAAUCACAAUGGAUAUAUAUUAGAAUUGGCAAAUAGAUAAUACAGAUGAAUAAACCA
This is a messenger RNA of Saccoglossus kowalevskii, 1581 nucleotides long. Its product is annotated as peptidoglycan recognition protein 3-like. Gene Ontology annotation, molecular function: zinc ion binding; N-acetylmuramoyl-L-alanine amidase activity. Gene Ontology annotation, biological process: peptidoglycan catabolic process. Lineage: Eukaryota; Metazoa; Hemichordata; Enteropneusta; Harrimaniidae. The record is from RefSeq and is a predicted model, not a curated record.